AUGGCCUCCUCAUCACAAUUUGAAGCCGAAAAAGCAGAUAAUCUUGAAGAAAUAGAAAUGCAAUUUGCUGUAAAAGCAGUACAACAAGCAGAAACUUAUUGGUCAUUAUUAGAAAAAAUCAAAGGUUCGAAAUUAAAAUUAACUAAAUAUGAUGAUGAUAUAUAUACUCAAUUAUUAGAAGAUUUUCCAGAAUUUAAACAUAUUGAAAAAGUUAAAAGUAUAAAAGAAGAAGAAAUGAAAAAUCCAGAAGGAAAGAGAAGAUGGAGAGAAUUUUGUGAAAAAUUUAAAGAUAUUGAGGAUUAUAAUUUUGGUACAUUAUUAAGAUUGAAUUCAACAGAUGAAUAUGAUCAAGAUAGUACUAUAUUUGCGGUUAGAAUUCAAUUUUAUGCUAUUGAAAUAGCUAGAAAUAGACAUGAAUUAAAUGAUUGGAUAUACAAGGGUGAAAACAAACCCUAA
This is a messenger RNA of Insectozyma verbasci, 456 nucleotides long. NCBI's taxonomy places the organism in Eukaryota, Fungi, Ascomycota, Pichiomycetes, Serinales, Debaryomycetaceae. The record is from the annotation of a GenBank genome assembly.